AUGGCAGCCAAGAUUAUUCUCUUCUUGUCCGUAUCUGCUCUCGCGGUUCAGUCCACAGUUGGCCAGUACAUCGGCCGCGUGAACAAUGGUUGUGGAUGCGGGAAUCUCAACUACCGUGGCCUCGGUUACACCGCUGGCUGUGGUCUCACCGCUGCUAGUUCUCUUGCAGCCUCCCACGGAGGAGGGUUAUUCGUCGUCACCUCCUCUGCCGCGCCUACUGGUCUCGGCAUAGCUUCCGAGAACAGAUACGAAGGCGCUGUCGAUGUGUGCGGCAACAUUCCAUUCCUGGGCACCGCUGAUGUCGCAGGCGAGUUCCCCACUGCGGGCAUUGGUGAGAUCAACUACAGCUGCGGCGAUGGAGCAGUCGCCAUUACCGCUGAAGGUGGUCUCGGCUACGCUGGAGGACUUGACUACGCUGGUGGACUCGGCUACGCGAGUGGACUUGGCUACGGCUUAGGCUAUGGAGAAUACGUUGGAUGCGGUUGUGGUUGCGGUGACGUCUACUUGUAG
Molecule: messenger RNA, 510 nt
Organism: Bombyx mori (domestic silkworm)
Lineage: Eukaryota; Metazoa; Arthropoda; Insecta; Lepidoptera; Bombycidae
Product: chorion class B protein M3A5
Exons: 2
Coding region: 1-510 (169 amino acids)
Biological process (GO): multicellular organism development; chorion-containing eggshell formation
Cellular component (GO): egg chorion
Molecular function (GO): structural constituent of egg chorion
Source: RefSeq, a predicted model, not a curated record